Hyposmocoma kahamanoa is the source of this 2317-nucleotide messenger RNA. It is a transcript of the gene Mfe2, whose product is annotated as peroxisomal multifunctional enzyme type 2. The transcript has 14 exons. Bases 1 to 2154 code for a protein of 717 amino acids. NCBI's taxonomy places the organism in Eukaryota, Metazoa, Arthropoda, Insecta, Lepidoptera, Cosmopterigidae. The record is from RefSeq and is a predicted model, not a curated record. Gene Ontology annotation, molecular function: oxidoreductase activity.
AUGGACCAGCUGCGCUUCGACGGUCGUGUGGCGAUCGUGACGGGUGCCGGAGGUGGUCUUGGCAAGGAGUAUGCUCUGCUACUUGCAUCAAGAGGCGCUAAAGUGGUUGUCAACGACCUCGGAGGUGGCAGGGAUGGAUCCGGCAGGUCGAACUUCGCAGAUGCCGUUGUCAAACAAAUAAAAGAUAAUGGUGGCGUGGCGGUCGCAGACUAUAACUCCGUUGUGGAGGGCGAGAAGAUCGUUAAGACAGCCAUGGACAACUUCGGCCGCGUGGAUAUGCUCAUCAACAACGCUGGUAUCCUCAGGGACAAGAGCUUCGGCAAAAUGGCUGAACAGGAUUGGGACCUAAUCCAUGCCGUGCAUUUAAAAGGCGCGUUCAAGACCACGCAAGCUGCAUGGGAGAUCUUCAGGAAGCAGAAGUACGGCCGCGUUGUCAUGACUUCCAGUAACUCUGGUAUCUUCGGCAACUUCGGACAAGCUAACUACAGUGCCGCGAAAUUAGGUCUAGUUGGUCUUGCCAACACACUGGCUAUCGAAGGCGCUAAGUACAACGUGAAAGUGAACACUAUCGUGCCGACGGCAGCUUCGCGCCUCACCGAGGACAUCCUGCCUCCGGAGAUGUUCAAGGCUAUGCAGCCUAACCUAAUUGCACCUGUAGUUGCAUAUAUGGUCCACGAAUCGUUCGAAGAUAAUGGCAUUAUCAUCGACUCUGCUCUCGGCUUCGCCACCAAGACGCAUUUCGUCAGAGGGGAGGGUACCCCCGUUAGGGCCAAGCCCGAGGACGCGGUGACCAUCGAAUCGGUGAAGGCGAAAUGGCCUCAAGUUGUCGACAUGAGCAAAGCCAAGCACUUAGAUAAGAAUGCCGAAGUCACUGUGGACCUUGUUGAGAAAUUACAGGAUUUCGAAGAGCGCGCUAAGCUGGACAAGGGCAACAAAGCCAGCUAUUGGUCGACGUACGACUACAAUGCAAAGGACCUCACUCUGUACGCGCUUGGAAUUGGCGCUUCCGUGUCUAACGAGUCUGACCUCAAAUUCCUGUACGAAAGCCAUGAGAACUUUUCUCCUCUGCCCACUUACUUUAUCCUGCCUGGCAUGAGCAUGGAGUCACCCAUUGUUCAGCAGUCUAUGCCGCCGGGCAAGCAUGCUGACUUCACCAAUAUCCUUCACGGUGAGCAAUACAUCGAAUUCCUUGGUGACCUGCCCGGCACUGAGGGCGAGUUCACGACGCGCUCGUACGUUGCCGAAGUGCUCGACAAGGGAUCCGCGGCUGUCGCUAUUGUUAACAGCGAAAUCUACCAAAACAGAAAUCUGGUGUACCGCACGCAGCAGCACAUUUUCGUACUAGGACAAGGUGGCUUCGGCGGCCCACGCAACAGCAGUAUCGCGACUGAAGUUCGGCCCGUGCCCAAGAGAAACCCGGAUGCUGUCGUUGAACAGAGGACUGCUGAGGACCAGGCUGCUCUUUACAGACUGUCUGGCGACCUGAAUCCACUUCAUAUCGACCCGCAAGUGGCCUCUAUCAGCGGUCACGCGAAGCCCAUCUUGCACGGACUCGCUUCACUCGGUUUCUCCGCCAGACACGUCUUGGCCACGUUUGGCGGUAACGACCCCGCAAACUUUAAGGCCCUGAAGGCGCGAUUCAUGAAGCCCGUAACUCCUGGUCAGACGCUCGUCACCGAGAUGUGGCGCGAGGGCUCCCGCGUACACUUCCAGACCAAGACUAAGGAAACUGGGAACGUUGUUAUUGGAGGUGCAUAUGUAGACCUGAAGCAAGUAAGCCCAGUCAAGGCCAACAGGGUUUCCGCAUCUGGCCUGAAGAGUGACGGUCUUUUCGCCAAGAUAAUCGAAGAGGUUAAUAAGAACCAGGCUAUGGCAAAGAGCAUCAAUGGCAUUUUCUUGUACAACAUUACUGAGAAUGGAAAGACUGUAAAACAAUGGACCCUUGACUUGAAGACUCCUGCUGUUUAUGAAGGUCCACUUAAGGAAGGCAAACCUGAUGUCACCCUGACUGUUACUGAUGGUGAUCUUGUGGAAAUUGCAUCUGGAGCCCUCAGUCCACAAGUUGCAUACAUGAAGGGAAAACUCAAGUUAGCUGGCAAUAUUAUGUUGGCACAAAAACUAGGACCCCUUCUCAAAUCUGAAGCCAAAUUGUAAAAAAAUGACAAAAAAAUAUUAGGGUUUGCUAAUUUCGUGGGUAUCCAUACUAGAGGGAAGGUUGAAAAGGCUGCACAGCAAUAUAACAUUGUUGUAUUUUUAUAUAAAAAUGUAUCAGGUGUCAUGCUAAUGUGGAAUAAUUAUGUAUAACUCCAUUUUGUAU